CUCGGACACAAUAGGGGAAGCCUUGACUGGCGGGAGCCGCCCAAGGCAGCAACGACUGGGGAGGGGGGAGGUGGACGCUUCGCCGCGGGCCCGAGGAGCGGACAGCCGCGGUCGUCUGCGCGCCAGAGGGCGGAGUGUGUGAGCGAGGAGGAAGGAGAGAAGAAGGAGGAGGAGGAGGAGGAGGAGUGAGUAAGUGAGCGAGGCCAGUCGCGGAGCGAGUCGGAGAGGCCUGGGAGACCCCGAGCUCGGCCCGACUCCGAGCCUGGGGGCCAUUGCCCGUUGGCAAUACUGGAUGAGCGCGCAGCUCGAUUGGAUUCGGAGCUAUGGAGCACUCCUCUGCGAGAACUCUGAUCAUCUGACUAGCGUAAUGCUCGCAUCUGCAGCAAAACCACAAACCGAGGGCACGAGGGAGUGAGGAGGGAGAGCGGGGAGAGGGAAGGGGGAGGACCAGAGGGAAGAUGGAUGGCAGGAGGGAAGAAGGACUAGACUAUUCGACGCCCUCUGGGCGUAUAAGGAUCAGCACGCCUCCUCUUCGAAGCCGCUCCCCGCGUCAGCUCCCAGGCUGCCGCGCCCCUCAACUGGCGGCGGUCGUGGUCGUGGUCGUGGUCGUGUUCGGCGGCGGCCCCCGGCCCUUCCCGCCGCGGGCCAGGGCCCGCAAACACCUCCGCCUCCGCCGCUGCGCGGCCGCCGCCGGCGCCGCCGCUCCGGCCAGCGCCGCCCCGGCCGGCGCCGCCGAGGCCGGCGCCGCCGAGGCCGGCGCUGCGGACAGCAGACCCGCGGGCCUUCACGCGGUGGCCUGCCGCACAGCCGAGGCACACGGCCACCAGGGCGAGGAGCAGGGGAGCCCUCGAGCUGCACAUGGCCCAGUCGACUGCAGGGGCCUCUUCAAUGAAAGCUGAUAGGUGAAGCCGCGAAGCCUGAGGUCUCGAGCGAAAA
This is a messenger RNA of Prorocentrum cordatum, 936 nucleotides long. Lineage: Eukaryota; Dinophyceae; Prorocentrales; Prorocentraceae. The record is from the annotation of a GenBank genome assembly.